CAAAGAGUAAUGGAGCUGGGUUUUGACAGUCGAUGGAAGGAAAAUCUAUUAAUAACUAAAGCUACUUGUAAAAACAUACCAACAAGAUUAACAGUUCAAGGACUACAGCAAGUAGAAGCUGUGGUAGACGAUGAUACUUUUAAUCAAAAUAUUUUACCUUCUCUUAAAACACUGGCCAUUUAUUUACCAUCUGGUUUAAAUACCAACAACCUAUCAACACCGUCUGCUGUCAAAAUGUUUACUGAUAUUCAACUACAUCUUCUGUGUAAUCCAGGAAAACCAGAAAUGGAAGAAUUUAAAGGAUUAUUUAACCCUCAUUUAGUUGACAUGCCACCAAGUAAUUUACAAAAGAAACUGUCUGCAGAUGAACUGUAUGGAAAUGUAGCUGUUGGAAUAGCUUACACACAACUUACAGCUAGACGAGUGUGGUUAAGUACAUAUGAACAAAUUUUCACGGGUGGAAAAUCUGAUUUAACAGAAGAAAAGAUCCAGACAUUACUAUACAACUUGUUAAAAAUGUACACCUCUUUAUGUCAUAUCUACACAGAAUUUUACGGAGAACUAAAAAUGUCGAACCUUUUCAUCAGCCAACAGCAAGAUAAUCUAGAGGCUAAUAUUAGUCAAAUCAAACAUAUCGUUGAUGUGGAGACCAUGAAGAAACCAUCUGAUCACGCUUUGAUCAAAUUACCCAAUGAUUAUUAUGUGUGUAACGCUCAUCUCUUGUCACAACAAGGAUCUUUUCAAGAUAAAGUGAACGAGGCCACGAUGGAUUUUAAACAUUACAAUCCAUAUUCAAAGGUGGUUAAUAUAUUCGCCAGGCGGGGAAUGAUUAUAAAGAAAAUUUCAGAUGAGUUUUUCAACAAAUUGUCCAACCUACAAAUUCUACAUUUAAGCAAAUGUAAACUUUUAGAAGUAAUUCCCGAUGGUCUAUCCAAAAGUUUACAAUUAAAGACACUUACGUUGGUAAAUUUACCGAAAAUAAAGUCAUUGCCAUCGGAUAUAUUCAUGUCCCCUUCUCUCGAAUACCUGGAAAUAUCACAAGUACCAGUUAAAAUUAUUCCAUCAAAGUUUCUUGAAACGAGCAAAUUGACAGUUUUGAUAUUGCGAUCUAUGGGUCUAACCAGUAUACCAGAUGAAAUAGGCAACCUAUCACAGUUGAAUACACUGAUAUUAAACUAUAACCCAAUAACAGAUUUACCCAUGUCACUAGGCAAGUUGCGAAACCUCACAGAUCUAGAUAUUGAUGGAAUGUCGUUAUUAGAAUAUGAAAGUGGUUUUAGUGCUGAUGAUUUGAUGAAAUGGUUUCAUACCAAGGCUUCUUUUUAUGUUGAUUACCUAGGAGAGGAGGUUGUACAAACUUUAUUCGAGAAGUUUGAUAUCAAUAAUUCGGGAACUUUAGAUGUGAAUGAAGUGGCUAAUCUGAAUAAUUAUUUAUUCUGGCAAGUACCAAGACUUGGUUCCAAUAAUAUCAAUAAUGAAGAAUAUGGAGGAAUACCACCUUGUGUGUUUCUACUCAUGAGUCUAGAACAUUUGUCUUUAAAGAACCAGGCUAUUACGGCUGUACCAGUGCAUAUGUGUCGUCUGACUAAUCUCGCUAACCUUGACCUUGCUAGUGACCCCCUGUUAGAAAGUUUACCAGGAGCUCUAGGUCAUCUACCAAAUAUUAAAUCCAUCAAUUUAUUCCGAUGUCCAUCGUUGCGUACACCACCCAAUGAAGUUGUACAGAGAGGUUUUGAAUCUGUUCAGGCGUAUUUAAAACGUUUGGCUGGUGGUUUUACGGAAUGUAGACGAACAAAACUGAUGUUGGUUGGAUUAGGUGGUGCCGGUAAAACAAGUUUAUUAAAAGCUAUAAUGAGUGUUAAUAAUAAAACAGUAGGAACUAAAGGUGAACAGAUUACUGAUGGUAUAGAUAUACAACCCUGGACAAUCAAGACUAAAGACAAUAUUGAAGUUACAUACAGUACAUGGGAUUUUGCUGGGCAAACUUUAUACUAUAAUACGCAUCAGUUUUUCCUAUCUAAAAGAGCGAUAUAUGUAUUAGUAUGGUCAACACGUCAAGGAUUUGAACAUGCUGGGUUAGAUUUCUGGUUGAGUUCCAUCUCCUGUCAUGCUCCUAAAACACCAAUAUUUAUAGUUGGAUCUCAUUGUGAUCAGGUGCCUAAAGCUGAUAUUGCUAUGAAUGAACUGAGGAAACUUUAUCCACAGAUUAUAGAUUUCUAUUUUGUUAGUUCUAUAACAGGGACGAAUAUUAAACAACUAAAAGAUGACAUGUUACGAGUAACUCUGGAACAGAAAAAUAUGGGAGAAAAAAUACCAAAAGUCUGGCUUAAUUUGGAGAAGAAAUUUUUAGAAGCUAGAAAGGAUACAAGUAUAAUGGAAUGGUCAAAAAUAAGACAAUAUGGUAUGGAGGAAGGAAUCUACGAUGAAAAAGAUAUUAAGGAAGCCAUUCAGUUUUUACAUGAGUUAGGAACUGUACAGUAUUUUGAUAAUGAUGUAUUAAGAGAUAGAGUGGUGAUCAACCCCCAGUGGAUUGUAAAUGUUAUGUCUUGUGUCGUAUCCGUUAAAAACUCUCCCAUUCAGACUAAAAGAGGAGAAUUUCAUCAUUCUGACAUGAAGACAAUAUGGAAUGAAUAUCCUACAAGUCUCCAUCAAUGGUUAUUACAGUUAACAGAACAAUUUGAUCUGACCUUCCCUCUACCACAUCAAGAUAUUAAUAUAGUACCUUGUCUUCUUCCACAUGAAGAACCUAAACAAGCUAUUGAGACUGUCUGGCCGUCUAAUGAUGAUUUAUAG
This is a messenger RNA of Patella vulgata (common limpet), 2793 nucleotides long. Its product is annotated as probable serine/threonine-protein kinase pats1. The coding region runs from base 10 to 2793 and encodes 927 amino acids. The transcript is spliced from 17 exons. The record is from RefSeq and is a predicted model, not a curated record. Gene Ontology annotation, molecular function: protein binding; calcium ion binding. Lineage: Eukaryota; Metazoa; Mollusca; Gastropoda; Patellidae.